Caenorhabditis sp. 36 PRJEB53466 is the source of this 1145-nucleotide messenger RNA. The record is from the annotation of a GenBank genome assembly. NCBI's taxonomy places the organism in Eukaryota, Metazoa, Nematoda, Chromadorea, Rhabditida, Rhabditidae.
AUGCCGGCCGAAAACAGCUUGACAGAGGAGCUCACAAGAUGGGCGGAAGGACUGCCGAACUGGGGCAAAGCGGCAGUCGCGGGAGGCGUCGCGCUUGCCGUCUACGUGCCUUACAAGUUGUUUGUGAGCUCGAGCAGGAGCCGAAGGAGCCCGGUGAACGAGAAUUGGAAGCCGGGUGGGUGAGCAGAGUUCUUUUGAGAUCAUCAGUAGAAGGUGUGCAACCGCAACAGUCGUUUCUUUUCCAGAUGUCGUCUACCUUUACCAGUUCCCGCGAACUCGACUCCUUCCAAACCUCUCUCCGUUCUGUAUGAAAGUGGAAACGUGGUUGCGAAUGGCUGACAUUCCCUAUGAGGUUUGUUUGUGAUUCAAUCAAAACGACUGAAAACAUGUGUGCAACAUUGCAGAUCCCGCAAUUCAACUUGACGAUCCGUUCGCAAGAGGGAACAAUGCCUUUCGUGGAGCUCAACGGAAAAGAGUACUACGAUUCGGCGUUCAUCCUUCGCGACGUCGACGAUUCGAUCAAACAGCCAUCCCUGGACGAUCAUCUGUCCGCCGAGCAAAAGAGCACUUCGCGGGCGUUCGAGGCGAUGACCGAGAAGUCGCUGGCCAUCUCCGCCUGGUUUUACGGCGUCGAGAAUGCUUCUCAGCUCGUGGAUACGUUCGAUCCGAAGGUUUUCGGCCUAUUCGGCACUAUUUUCAAGGCCAUCAACUCGCGCUUCUACGCUUCUGCGCUCCUCAAACGGAUCUCGGGCUCUGAUAUCGGGUUGCACAGCCGCGAGGACAUCAUUGCGAUCGGAAGGGACGAUCUGCGGGCGAUCAGCAAGUACCUGGGCAACAAGCACUACUUCCACGGCUUCAAACCCACCAAAAUUGACGCGUGCCUCUUCGCCAACUUGGCUCAAAUCUACUAUGCUCCGUACGCGAGCGAGCAUCGCGAUUUGAUCGACGAAGAGUGCCACAAUCUGGCCGAAUACGUCGAGCGAAUCAAGAACAGGUCUGUCUGAAAGUGCUCCGCAUCCACGUGUAACUUGAUUCACAGAUUCUGGCCCGAUUGGGAUGAUGUGACGACGAAAUACUCGACGGAGACGAGCAAUUGGAAGCGGAGACACGUGGCGAAGAACGGAAAUAGUGGAAAGAAUCAUUGA